Molecule: messenger RNA, 705 nt
Organism: Fulvia fulva
Lineage: Eukaryota; Fungi; Ascomycota; Dothideomycetes; Mycosphaerellales; Mycosphaerellaceae
Exons: 4
Coding region: 1-705 (234 amino acids)
Source: RefSeq, a predicted model, not a curated record
AUGGCCCAAUCUAGCACGAAUGGCGCUCGAUAUCUACUGCUGCCCUACAAUAAGCUCGGCGACCAGAUCCGCUUCCUAUUUGUCGGCCCUCAUCAACUAUCGAUACAACUCCACCUCGACCUCCUCCCCAAACAAACCCAGCAGUGGCUCACCACCAAAGAAAUCCGCUACGACCCAACCGGCCUCAACUUCCCCUGCUACCCCCUACCAGACCAAGACCCCGGCACCGUCAACCUUUACCGUCUCUGGCUCUACACCGGCAAACUCUUCUCCAUCACACCCGAUGACGUGGACGUCGAGGAUGACGGCGAAGUGGAGGCUCACGAGGAUGCCGAGUGGCAUAAGCUCGUGCUCAUGUACCUCCUUGGCGUCGAGGCGCGGGAUGAGAAGUUCGCGAAUAUAGUGGUCAAUGCUCUGGUUGAGAAAACAUAUGGCGAUAAGUUGCGGAAGCUCUAUGUCGAUCUACAUGUUUGGGUUGGUCAAGGCAUCGGCAUCAGGAACCCACACGAAGAUGCUGCUGGACCGUGGGAGUUCCUCGACGAUGUGAGGAGUUCGAAAUUCGUCGCUGGUCGGAAGAUCUAUGAUCCUGAGCAAAACGCGCCGUAUGAGGACAGAUUGUGUGAGCUGUAUCACAAGCAUGAUCUCACUGCAAUGUGCGGGCUCGAGGGUAUGGAGGUUUUGGAUCUUACUGCUGAGGAUGGGUGA